AUGCCCAGCUUCUUUCAGUUCACGCAGGGCACCGAGUCGCAUGUCCGUCCCAACGACUCGGCCCCUCUUCUAGGCCGUUUCCGCGCUGUUCCUCCUCGCCCUGGUGCCGUCGCCCGUCGGCGCAGUCAGCUUGGCCUCUUAUCGAAUACCGCUGAGAAUCGAGGGAGCGUGCAUAUUCUUGGAUACGGUGCCUUUGAUGCGCAUGCCGACGGGGACACAGAUGAUAGCGACUACGAGUUUGAAGAUGAUCGGACUAUUUGGCAACGUGCAUGGCAACGAUGGGUGUUGGAUAUUUGGGUCAAUCCAAGACAGUCGGCGGUGAAGAGGGUGGUUGAUAAGUGGUGGAUUCGAUAUGCAUUUCUGGUGUUGAUGCCAGCCUUGUUGGCUGUUGCAUGGUGCGCUAUUCCAUUUCCCCAAUACAAAAUUCCCAACGAGGACUUUGACGACGGAGACGAAGACAGUCUACCGGACGGACGUAAGGUACCUGGCCACGGAGCUGCGCGAGUCCAAGUCAACUUCUGGUUCUUUCUCUUCGUCUACUACAGCUUCUACAACCUCACCGCUCUCAUCUGGAUCACCAAGGUCUUCAACCUUUACAGCCUCAAUUGGUGGCCACAAUCCCUCGGCUUCCCACUUACAAUGUCACUCAUCGCUAUCUUAUCCAUCGCUGUGCCGAUUCCGAUAUACUAUAACGAGGAGCUUCGCGAUAUUCUUCUUCACAACACAGCUUGGAUCUCUUGGACAUUCAUUAUCAUGGCUUUACCCGUUACGAUAGCCUUCAUCAUUCUCACCACAAACGAACGACAUAUCGGGCUCCGUCAUUCCCUAUCAGAGACCCAACGAAUUUUCACCACGUCUUGGUGGACUGGAGAACCGGACACGAUCAACGGUAGGGACCGUAGACGUCGAAAUGUUACUGCAGAUUUGUUUGAGGCCGAUGUGACUCAAGUUGAACCCGAGCCGCGACCGCAAGGCGUUAGGAUGCGCAGACGAUGGCUACCAGCAAGCUUUGUUCGCUUUUUGUGGUUCUGCGUUGCUCUCUUUAUUGGCCUCAUGGCUUAUGUGAUCGGAGAGGCGUAUGCUGAGAUCUAUCUUCGGACCUUACCACACAACACCUUGGAAACAGCGGUAUACGUGUACGGCUGGGUUGCUACGGUGCAUCUUCUAGACGCCUUGAGCGGUUGGGUUCUUGGCAUCCGAGAGGGCGAACGUGUUGGAAGCUAUCCUUUAAGUUGGAUCUUCAAACUAUACUUCAUGCUGACUUAUCAGAUGUACGUUCGCGCACUAUACGCCCGACUUCGUUCACCGAAACAGUUCAUCACUCUUCAGAUCAUGUCGUCAACAGGCCUUGUUGUUAUUACGCCUAUCAUGAUGACCUCGUUUAUGCACAAGACCCUGACUUUGCUGGGACUCAACGGACAGAGCUUCGGGUCUUAUCAGAAGCUUCAAGUUCGCAACAUCUUCAUUCGGUUUCUUGCCGAAAACGUGUCCAUGGUUGCAUUCCUUGGAAGCAUUCUGGUUUUGCAUUUCGGUGCCAACAAGGAUGUAUACCCUUAUUUCGCUUUCGACACCGAGGGCGAUGAAGAGUACAAUUUUGGCCUCACCUUCUACGCCUCGUCCGUGACGUGGGCAUGUGAGCUGGUGGCUAGUCUAGUUGUGCGGGGUCUCAUCCGACUCUGUUUCCAAAUUGACGUUGGCCUGGAAGGGAAACUCGACUUGGCCGUUUGGCCGGAGCUGAUGCCAACACUGUCAUUCCAUUGA
Molecule: messenger RNA, 1761 nt
Organism: Fusarium coffeatum
Lineage: Eukaryota; Fungi; Ascomycota; Sordariomycetes; Hypocreales; Nectriaceae
Exons: 4
Coding region: 1-1761 (586 amino acids)
Source: RefSeq, a predicted model, not a curated record